CACAACCUCAUCCCCCCAGACGUGAUGAAAAGAUGUCCGUGUCGAGUGAUAGCCUCUGCCUGGAGGAGGACGGCUCUAUAGAGCUCGGGGAGAGCAUCGAGGGUCUGUGCUUCCACCAGGCGCUCAACGUGCUCCUCGUCACCACCACAGACCGAAGAAUUAGGGUCUAUGACCCCCACUCCUCCCUUAAGCUCUCCGAUGUCCACCUGCAGGGGGAUAGCAAAACUAAGCUGGUGUGCGUGUACCAUGGAGAGAGCAACAGUGUGGUGGUGUGUGGAGGACGGACAGUGGGGAUGCGGCGUGACCAUCAUGGCGUUCUUCUUCUGGGUACUGUCCUCCAGGCUCCUGUGGCUGCACCAGAGGAAACAGUCAUUGUGGAGAUGCUAUUAUCAGAGGGUAUUCAGCUGCAGCAGACGUUGGCAUUUGGAGAGCUAAGUAACAUAGAUCAUGCUGCAGAGGUGCAGGAAGUUCUGGCUCAGGGCAUUGCUGCUCACCAAGCGCAGUCACGUAUCAAUCCAAAAUUAGCAAAGCUCGGGGAUGAGUGCAAUGGCUUCAUCUGCAGUGUUUGCCCGUUCUGGGAACCAACUGAUGAACCCUGGUCGGAGCACGAACGUCACUCGCCAAACUGCCCAUUUGUGAAGGGGGAAUACACCAAUAAUGUUCCGCUGUCUGUCACAUAUGCCACAAGUCCUGCCCUGACGCACAGUGAACGCACUGAAGAGGUGGCAUUUUUAAGCCACACUAAUAGUCAUCAGUUCAUUGCUUCUGCAACUAAACAUGGCAGUAUUGUAGUGUGGAAUACAGCUAAGCAGUUAAAGAAAGAAGUUAAUUUUUCAAUAGAUCCCUCUGACUCUACAAUAUUAGAUAAGCAUUUUUCGGACACGAUAGGAUAUACGGAUAUGCCUCUGCAGCCACCAGCCCCCUGUGAGGCAUGGGCAUGGGGAGAAGAGGAACAAAAUGGUUCAACAAAUAGUGAAAAUGAUACCAAUCAUGCUGGACCGUAUUCGGAGUCUGAUACUCAAGCUGGGCUCUCUGUAGAAACUGACGCCUUGAGCAUCCAGUCACCAGGACCAUCGACACCACCUGUUCCUUCAGUCUCACCCCCUCCUCAACCCCCUCCCCCUCCUCCCCCACCCCCUCCUCCGCCUACAUCGCAAGUCGUAGAGCUGCCCCUUGAUGAUAUAGCUGUUGAUGAGUUGUUUGCGCCCCCUCGACCAUCCCACGACGUGAGAGUUUCCUCUUUGUGUAUUUUAGCAGAUCCAAAUGAAGUGUCCCAAAGACUAAAGGGGGCAACUGUGAAUCUGUUGUCCUCUGUUCGAUCUUGUUUAGUGGUUGGGGUAGGAUUGAGGCGUUACGAACUUUUUGGCACAUCCAGUGGAGAUCGUCAGGAAACUUGUGAUGUGGGACUGGUUCAGGUGCUAAAUAAUGUGAAUCAAGCUACCCAAAGAGAAGCCGAGAGUUUAGACAUAAUGAAAUUAGACUCGUCUAGGAGAGGAUCCAUGACAGAAGAGGAAAAUGACAUGGACUGUAUUGCUAUGGAGUCUGAGUCUGCAUCAUUAAGUGAUCCUGCAGUUGUGUCUACCUCGGCAUCUGCUGGUCAGCAGAACUUCGUACCGUAUUUAUUAGUGUAUGACCUCAAUGUGAAUGCUCCACAGCCAAUGAGCAGCAAUAAAGUGGUUACUAAAUCAGUCACCCAGGGACCCUAUAAAAAAUCUACCGUUAAAGUUGGGACGUUUGGGCAGACGAACAUAAUUACUCACCCAAAGACUAAACACCUGUGGUCGGAUCCACCAUUGCUAUUGCAUAAUGAUAUUGAAAUGUUUUUUCCUCCACCUAAUAUGUUUGUGAAAAAUAAGGGAAGUUCCCAAGUGGGAUCAGUCUCAGCAUCUAAGUCAAAAGUCAAAGAUAAUCAGGUUAUGCCUGAGCCUCAACCAAAGAAUGGUAUAAAAAAGGAGCCCAAGUGCAUCCAGUGCAUUCCUCUGCCGCAUAAGUUAAACAGUGUGAAGCUGCGUUUAACAGUCAACCAGAUAGUACCUACAAGUUGUGGCGAGUAUGUUGUUGUCACACUGAGCCGAAGUGAUGGUUCAGCAAGCAGCAGCUGCUCGGCGAGUGUGCCUGCAGACUCUAGUGAUGGUGCGGUGGGAGGGACGAGGGAAGUAUUUGGCGCUGUUAUUGUGUACCGAGUAUGUCAGGGCAGCGAGGUGGUUGUGUUACAGGAAGAACCUGUCAACACUAAACUUCUCACAUCGUAUGAAUUUGUGCCCAAGAAACUGCUGCUUCUACCACCUGAGUUUAGUGACAAUGACUGUGGAAUAAAUGGGAUAGCAGCGUGCAUCACCAUGGAUGGAACCUUACGACUGUUGUCACUUUCAACCUUGGAAUUCUUUCAUCACAUUGUGCCGCCUUCAGGCCGUCAGUUCAACAAUGUGGUCUACUGUAACAGCUUGGAGCGACUCUGUGUUAGUUGUGACGACGGCAGAGUGAACUUGAUCCAGUUGCGCAAAGAUACAGACAUUGGCAAGGAGGCAGACACUGCAGCUUCAAGCACAACUUCAGCUGCAUCUAUGCCUUCUGCAGCAACGCCGGCGCUAACCCGAGAGCCAGAGCUCAUGCCUGGUGAGCUAUUGGUGAACCAAGGUUUGUCAGAAGAGGUGCUGGACAAGUGUGUAGAGCUUACUCAGUUUCAGACAGGAUGCCCAAAAUUUGUGGCAACUGUACCCCCUUGCUGGUCCGAGAUCAUCCAAGCUCAGAAGCAGCGCCGUAACCCCCAGCACCUCCAACAACAUGCUGAGGAUAUGGAUACAACCCGCACCUGGCGGCUGGAGGCAGACAGUUCAACAUGGGAUGAACACUUGUUUGAAUUGUUGUUGCCAGCUGGAGCAAGUGGAGUUGGUUCAGUUCAAGUUGGUCACAUUGACCUCAAGCUCAACUUUAUACCUGGACCACCUACCCCAUUACCUCUGUUACAGGUAACUUUGUUACGUCAGAAUUUAGCAACACCUCGCCGACAGACAGCACCACAGGGUAGCAGCACAUCCUCAAGCACUGGCGGUAGUGGGUCCCCUUCACACAUUCACACCCCGUCAACAUCUAACAUCCCAGAUGAUGUUCUAGAAGAGAGUCCAGAAAAUCCAGUGUUGACAAAGGAGUUCCAGUAUACCCACAAUGCUGAGAUACUCUGUGGUCCAGUGACAGUCAACCGCUGUAUUGACUUGUCUGGCCAGGGGGCUAAUAUAACGCUUACAUCGCCUAGCUUACUUGCCUGCCGCAGCAGAACUUACCUUGUUCACAUAAAAGCUUUGCCCACGAAAUUGCCUCAACAGCAGACACAACAGCAGCAACAGACACAGCAGCAACAAUCACAGCAACAACAGCAUGACCUUCAGAAGAACAGUGACCUUGAUCUGGUAACUCAGUACAUGCCUCCACAGUCAUCUACAUUCCUGGACCGCUUGGCAGCUUCCUCAAACAAAAGGGUGGAUUUAGUGCGAGGGUGUGAUAUUAUCCAGGAGCUCUCCAUAACAGUCAGGUGUUGCAUAAAGACUACCAUUCCUCAUGAGAGACAGCAGAGGCUAUCACUGGUCGAAAAUGAAGAUUUCCACAAGAGCCUGUUAGAAAUUGUCGUCAGUGAUACAUCCUCUGACCACAUCCGUCACCGGGCACUUGACUUGCUACUCUGGAUCACUUCCAUAUAUACGGCCGCAGUUGAUGACCACACCAUCAGCGUUGGAAUCAUCACUAUGCUACAGCUCCAUCUCUCGGGACUUGUGCAUUCAUGUCUUCUGCUUGGAGACCGCAGUAUUGCCCAUAAAACAUCAAAAAUAAUAGUCACCGCUCUUGAGGGCUCACGUGUCGUUGAAGGCGGCACAUUUUUUGGAUGGGCCGUCCUGGAAGCUCUACUGGAGUGGCUGGCAGUUCUGCAUUGUCAGAGUGCUGGAGCUCUUCACUGGUUCUUCACCCUCCUUAACCAUGUUAAGUGGUGCAACCCUUGGGGCACCUCUCGCAAGGUUACUCAACUGUUAACAAUGAUAUCAGAAGCACUGAGCAAGAAAGUGGACCCAUUACAUGCAGUAUUGCAAACUAGGUUCAAUCUUUAUGGGACCCCAUUCGAGAGAGAGCUCUUCGACACUGAUCCUCCAUUACUUGCUAAACAAACGAUAAGUGGAAGUUCAUCUGGUCCUUCAAAUUCAAACCACAACACUGGGAACAAUAACAACAACAAUAAUAAUAAUAUUAGCUUUGGUGGAACUGGUAUAUCAGGAAGCAUGCAGGGAGGCCCUGGAGGAAGCACGCACAACUCUACCAUGAAUGGCAAAACUGGCGGCCCUGGAACCACCAUUGGGUACCCAUACAUUAUGAUGGGACGUGAUGACAGCGAUAUCGGUGCACUCUUAGGACGGGGUUCACAAGUUGGCUCCUUCCUUGGCUUAACGCACACCAGUGCACUGUGUGGUCUACUGGAGGUGGAACCACUUCAUUUCACUUUGCACAUGGCUAGCGACGGUACGAAGAUGGAAAGAGCUUCAUCAGGAACAGGUCAUCCUGGGAGUCCAUUUAUGAUGCAGCCAUUCACCAUCCCAGGUGGCUUAGACACCAGCACUCUGGCUCAAGUGGAGGCCACCAACAGUGGAACAGCCAAGGCAGUUGAUGCAUCUGUCACAAUGUUACACAAGGCAGUUGAGGACAUGGCAGUUAAGAAUCAGGCUGUAGAGCUUCUACUUGCCAAGAAGGCUACUAAAACUUACCUAGAGAAGCUGCAGACACUCAGUGACCACUUAGCUUCAAUGAAACAUUGCCUUCAAAAGGCUAAACAACGAACACAAACCUUGGCUAAAGUUGUGGCUGCAGAGAACACCGGCUCUCAGUCAGUGGAUCCAUUGCUGCCUUUAGGGGGAGAGAAUAAGGAAAUGGAUGUAAAAGAAGAAACAAGCACUAUUUCUUCAGGUAGUUCAGAUGAAUCUCCUGACGAGGGUCUAAAUGCCAUUCUCUUGACUGAGUCUGAGGAUGUCACUCAUCCCUUGGUGCAGUACAUGGGUAAUGGUGAUGUAGACCUGGAUGUUUCAAGCAAGAUUGACUUCGGUCUUACAUCGGUUGAUAAAGAAGUGAUGGAAGUCUCCAAGCAUGCAGUUCAGCAGAACUCUUAUACCAAGAGGAAGAGUGAUGAAGAUGUUAGCUCACUGGAAAGUAAGGCUUCUACUCCAUCAGCAGGUCACCCUCCAAUAAAGGAUGGAACAACUAAUGGGAAAAAAGUGGCAUCUGCCAUGCAGGGAAGUCUUGGUGCACCAUGGCAGCAGCUGCUGUCUCUGCCACCUCAGCAGAUGCUUGUUAUCGAGAGGAUGCACUCGGGGGCACGCCGCUUUGUGGUGCUCGACUUCGGUGCUCCGGUUUUGCUAACAGAUGUGGUGAUACCAGCUUGCAGUGACCUGGUCUCCUUAAGCAUUGACAUUUGGAUGACAGGCGAAGACAUGGAUGGAGAGAGGCUGGUAGUGGCAUCAGACAUAGGGAUGCGACCCUUGAUUCUGGCUGAUCUCCAGCCUCCUCCCCUCUGUAGAUAUCUCAAGGUAACAACCCUUGGGAGAUAUGGUAUGAAUACAUCUUCGCAGUGCAGGAUCCCAGUAGGUGCGUUUUAUGGGCACACCUUGAUCCUUCCCUGGCAGCUUCAGCCUGGUCAGCCACACCCAUCAUUCAUCAACAAAAUAUCUGCCCAGACUCAGUUGUCAGUACUUGGGAGUGUGGUGGAGGACAUUGGGUGCCGGUACAGCCUAGCGUGUAGUAAACUGCGAUCUCUCCUGAAUCCCCUUCUUAUGAGUCCUACUGCUCCUACGGGUCCACAUACCUCUUUUGGUUAUUCCGAGAUAUCGCCAAUUGGGUCGCGAGAUGCCGACCUCGAGCGGAAAAUUACACAUGCAUAUCAGGAAUGCAUGUUGGAACAACAACAUCUGAACUUGGUAGUGUCAGUGAUGCGUCGGCUGCAGUGUGUUGGAGGGGCAGAGAGUUCCAGCACACCCUAUUCUCCAUCCUCGGUCAAUUCCAACCACAACAAGCAUUUCCUCUCUGCAGUCUCAUCAUCAUCUGACAAGCUUGCCACUCUCAUGCAGUACCUAUUAAACUGCCUCCUUACCUUGUCACUGCCCAUACCUGGCAUGUCGGUGCCACAUAACCUGAUGGAGUGGUGUGGGCCUGAGCAAGCCAAGGUGCUGGUGGAACAGGUGUGUGUGCGGGGACCCAAAGGGGCACAGGUGGGCGUGGCCUCCCUCCUGGCUAGGCUGUGUGCUGGACAACCCUGGUGGGGAGACUUCUUGGCCAACACCAUGACAACACUCUUCUCCUCCACCAAUACUCUCCACUUUCCUGCCACCAGAGUAUUUGCCCUACUUACCUUUCUUGGGCAAAAGAGUGUUGGUAGUGGGCGUGGAAGUCAAGUCAUCGAUGCUAUACUACGCGUUUUGUCUGCUCAACUUCAUGGCAGUGGCAGCCUUACAGCUCGCAGCCCCACACCUGCAGCUGCGGGUAUAGAGUCAAUGUGGCUACCCUGGCACAACAUUAGCACUCAAGUUGACACUCACCUUGUCUCCUGGCUCUUGCUCUACCUCUCCCUCUGUCUGGAUGCCCUCACUCCAACGCGCAAAAAUGACGCAGAGAAGAAUAAAGAAAAUGGUGGGCGGUGGACAUGGCUGACAGCAGAGACGUGUCUUCAAAGACGGGGCUCUGAAGCAAGCCGAAGUGCACCACGAGCUUCUCGAGAAAGAUUAAGAAAGCGCCUGGUACACCAGAAGCAGCAGUUAGUUAAUCUAGAAACUGCAACCAAAUCCUUGGGAGAGGUCGGUUCUGGGCAAGUUCUUGCUGGUCUGAGUGGAGAGAUUUACCAGAAGCUUGACACUAUUCGGAGAUCAAUUGUCAGACGGUACUCCCGUACCACGUCUGCCUCAUCUGGUGGAUCGGCAGCACGUAAAGAUGACGGUGAUUCCGCUGGUGAUGGUUUUGUACCCCUUGACCGUUCCACAGCACUCUCAGUGGCACAUGGACUCAUCAAACUUUUAAUGAACACCAGCUCUCCCUGCUGUGUCGACUCCUUCCUUUUGACAUGCAAGGUUAUUGGAAGUCUGGUGAGUGUGAUGAGACCAAGUCCAUCUGUAGCAGAGAUAGUAACCCGAUGCCAGCUGGGAGCACUGCUGCGCCAUGCUCUUACUCUAGAUACCACCUGGGGAGCUCCCUGGGCACUUCAUGCUCUAACCUGCUUAUUGCAAGAUAUUCUUGAAGGUGAGCGUCUUUUUGGCAACGUAGUAAUAAAUACAGAUCAACACAAGGAAGAAGUGGACACCUUUGAUAUUGUGGUAGAUACUGCUAGGAGCAGUACUGCUGCUGCUACUGCUGCAGGAGGACCAUCUGGCACCUCUGGCUCCUUGGCCUCUCCAGGUCCCUCUGGUGUUGUAUUGUCAAGCUUGUCCUCUGCAGCACCAUCGGCCAACGGAGCAGUUCCAGCAGCUAGUAGCACGGUUGGGGAUGGGGGUGGAAGUUCAUCCCAGGAUGUUUCUGCACCUCUUGGGGCAUGUGUUGCCACCCAGAAUUGUCAAUCUGAUCAGUCAGCGACCCAGCUUAGUCCCCCAGUAAUGAGCAUAGCUACAGCUCACUACAGUGCCAUGGAGGAGGAAGACCUUCCAGGAAAGUAUUCUUUCCUAGACCUUGAAGACAGUUCAGAGAGUGAGGACAUGAUCGGAGAAUACCUUGCCGAUAUGCAGCCUUGUUUUGGUGGAUCAUCUAACAAUCCUUACACAUCUAUUGAACUUGCUAUGUCUAAUCUUCCUCCACCAUAUCCGCCGCCACCUCUGCCCAAUCAGUCAUCCUCUCGUACCAACAAAGAUUCACGUAUUGGGGACCUGGUGAGUGGACCGCUGAGCAGUGCACACCCAGGAAUGGAUCAUUCCACAGCAGUUGAUGCCAGAUUGGAGGCUGGGGUAUCACUUUUGUCCGAGCUGAGAUUACACAUGAUGGGAGCUGUACACACCUCCAGACUUAGUCUAGCAGUCACAGCCCCAUUGAAGGUCCCCAAAUGUAUGUGGGCAGAUACAGAGGUGUGUGGUCCUGGUGACCUUACUGCUAGUGUUCAACUACUUACUGACGUUUUCCAAAAAAUUUUGCUUCACCUUUCUAUGGAGUUUGAUGGUAGCCAUGUUGAAUCAGUUCUGGGACUAUGGUUGAGUAUUAACCUUGAGUUGGCUGGUGGCAAGUAUACCCCUUCCAUUGCACCCACUGUACCUCUCACUCCCAGGGCCAUCUCUGCACUCUUGGCAGCAGUUGUCAGAAGUGGGAGUGUGAGCAUGCGGUGCUGGUGCCUUGUACUACAGACACUCACUCUGUGCUGCAACCAUACCCCACAAGACCCGCUACCUCCCACCACUGCUGACCAGUAUGAUCAUAUUGAUUUGAGUGGAAUGGCAAUCAACAUCAUUACAGAUGUCAACUUUGUUCCAACAUUACAGAAGUUGUUAACUGGUUCUUGUGCUACAGGAUCUGAUAUAAGAAGUGAUGUUGUUGGCAGUACAGUAACUGGACUCUUAGAAGAUUUAUUAGUCCGCCUUCGCGUGCGGUGUGACGUCAUCAGCGUGACCAGUGUGUCUGGCACCACUCUGAAAUAUGCGCUUCUUAGUUUAGUAUCACGUCUGCUGGAGCCUCAGGGAGCUAUAUCUUUAUCUAUGGGACCCUUAGAUGCUCAGUGCUGUCUGCUAGGAACACUCUUGUCCAUGCAUUAUGAUGGAAUGGAUCGUAUGCAUGUUCAGUUAGCCAUCAUUAAUUCGACAGUGAUUUUGGUUCAUGGGCACCUCAUGUCAAGCGAGGGAGUGACGUAUGGAGCCACUAACCAGAAUGCAAAUAUGUUAGGAGGUCUGUUUGCCUCUGUUCUGGGUUCAGAUGGUCGUCAGGGGCCAGCACCAUCUCGGCUUGCUCUGCUAUGCUCUCUUCUUAAUCUCUCCCGCAAGCUUGCCCAAACACCACUUGCCAGCUCUGUCCAGUCUCGUUCAGGGGGAACAAACUUUGAAGCUGAGGAGAAUACUAGAGGGUCUCUGACGGAUUCCAGCAAACUGGAACAACAGCGAUCUGAUGCCAGCUCCAGCCAAACAGACGAGCACAAAGCCAUGCACACACCACAAACCUGCUCUCAUUCUGCCCCCAACAGUGUGGCAUGUCUUGCAGAUACAGUAUUACAAAACAGUGAAACCAUGCAGCUAUUGUUGAAAUCCGUAUCAGCAUGUGAAGGAAGUAGUGUAUCCAUGCUGUUGGGAACAGUGAGUGGGGAAGUGUCAGAGAAGUUAUGUCUUGGGGAAACCCUCACUGAUGCACUUUAUCAGUUGCUUCUCACCCUUAACACCAAGGCAACGGCACCAGAGCUUAUCCUCAGGCCUGUUGUGGCCUUCAUCACCCCAGGUGGUUGGUGGAGUCCUCCAUUGUUGUCUGAAGCGGCUCUGUGUUUCUUUACACGAGUGCUUGACUGUCCCACUAUACUGGAGAAGUUUGCUGCUCUUGGAGGCAUGAAGAUGCUGUGGGAGAACCUAGUGAGCAGUGUGGGUAUGAUGGGUGGUGGACGUGGGGGUCUGGUCACUGCAGUCAUGAACCAUCUGGCUCCACCGCUCCCACCCUCCACCCAAAACACACCUUCCAACAAACGCAGUGAGCCCUUAGAGCAGACCGAGGGGCUCUACAACUUUGCUCCAUUGGCUGUCGUUACUUCCAGCAACCCAACAGCAAGACCUGCAAAUGUCCUUGUUGAUUCCAACCAGCUCUUUCAAAGAACUAAGAGUGCUCCGUGGUCUUACCAUUUCUACCCAGAUGAAAGUUGGGUGGACCUUAACUUAACUUUGCCUUGUGCAAUCCUGCUGCACGAGGUGCAUUUGUUUCCCCACACAGUCUCCCUUGUCUCUUGCCCAUCUGCUGUGUGCGUGGAGGUGGGAGUUGAAGGCGGAUACCUCAUGCCAGUGAGUGGACCACUGAGCACCGCUGGACUCUCCCGUGUUCGUCUGGUACUUCCACGGCCCGUUGUUGCCUCCAUUGUUGUUGUCCGUCUUCAUCGACCCCGCGAUUCAUCAACGCUCGGCUUAUCUCAGUUAAAGUUACUUGGCACCACUACAUUCAGAGGAGCUUCUAGAGGUGUACAUGAAACUGCAAUUACUGAUUAUGCUCCUCAUCGGGCAAGCAUGUGGUGGCUAAGACUGAUCAAUCAGUGUAUGUGUCGUGUGGAGGGAGGCCUUAGUGUGGGCGUGGAAGCAGGAGCCUCAGUAGCUGGAGUGAUGGAAGCUUGUGUGACACUAUUACUGACUCCUCCAUGGCCUCUCCACCUGGCACUUCUUGGUUCUGCUCCCCUGGAAGCCACCACCUUGGCCCUGGCAGCACUCUCACCCCAGCUCCUCCACACCUUGAUUAUGACACUGCUCACUCACCCUCUCCUCAGACAACCUGCAGGUGGAAACAGCUUAGAUGCAGCAAUUGCCCUGCUGUAUGAGCUGUGUGUUGGCAGUAGCAGCAUGGAAGGGGUUUCAGUGUUGCUAUCAUGGCUAAACCACGUUGUAAUGUAUCCGCCAUCUCCAUCUCCGAGAAGUGACGACUACCAUCAUAACCUUGGUCCCCCUCAUCCAGCGCCGCAGCAGCAGUCACCGCAGUCAUCACCUGGAAGCAUCAAUAGUGGAGUUAGUGCUGAAGUGCUACAUUGCAUUGCAGCUGUUCUCUGGAACACUCCUCAUGAUACCACUAGCCUCAUUACUGAUGACCUCUUCAGACGAGUUUACGAGUGGUCAGAAAGAAGCGAAGGUGAAGUGAAAGUCGGCCUGGAUCACAUCAUGUGUUCCAUGUGUCACAUUCGACCACAGCUCUUCACUCAGUUACUGCUAAACAUGUGUGUACUAACAGUUAUUGACAAUAACCAGUCAAUCACAGAUGACAGGAAAGACAGAGAAGCAGAGAUCCGUGCAGCUAGAACUGAUGACAUGAAAGAGGGGGUAGAGGGAUCUUCAGGGGCAGUAGAAGGAAGAUUAAUUCUUCAAGAUCCAAGCAUGAUCUCUCUCACCCCAGCACACCUGCAGACUCUGGCUACUGUUGCACAGUCGCCCCAGGCCAUACACCUCAUGCUCGACUCUGGAUUUCCAUUAUUACUGGUUCAUGGUAUUCUAGAGUGGUGCAAAACUGAAGUUCUGCAUCAGGUAGAGAGUUGCACAUCUCCCAGUGCUGGGGAGAGUGCAACAGAUCUUGAAAAAGCCAGCUUUGCUGAAAAAUCCAGAAGUGCAGAAGAUACCCUCUCAUCAGCUACUCCACAAGCUCCACCACAAAUCACAGCCGCUAUAGUUCCUACUCUGAGUACUUCCCUAGUGGCGCGGACGCUGCACACACUAGCAUCGCUCUGUGCUGAGCCACCAAUGAGGGAUUGGCUGGGCUCAGCUGAAGGAUCUGUGUUUUGGUUGCCUUUGCUGACUGUGUUAGGUGAUCCUCUGGUGCGUGGGAGUGAACCUCUGAUGCGAGGAUGUGGUUCCUCUGGGGGUAGCGAUAGUGACUACAGCAGUGUCGAGGAUGCCACCAUCCACCUUAUGCGUCAGUGCUGCCAUAACCACCCUCACAACCAGAAUCUGUUGGCCUCUACUCUCUGCCACCUUAUACAAAGGCAGAAUAUUCCACCUCCAGGUGGUGUGAGCUACCUGCACUCUCUCUCUGGCUUCACUCGUCGCCUGGUGUUGCAGCUGUUGUUGGAAACAGAGAGAGUGGUGGUGCACAUCAACAGUCCUCUUGGCAGCCUCUCCUCUCCCACUGGCUGCAGCCUCCCACCACUCACUCAACACCCUAAGUUUGGAGCUGGACACAAGACUCGACUCCUCAGUCUUCCCACAACCACGUCCAUGUCAGAUAUUAUCAAGAUGGUCACAGACUGGUCUAGAGGAAUGUUGAACGGCAACACAGGAGAAUUAGACUUGACCAGUAAUGACCACCGAGAACCAAAUGAAGUCGGUCACUUGGAGCUGAUGGACAAGCUGUCAGUGGCUGCUGGAGUGACUGCAAAGGACAAGAGGAGUAAGAAUAAGGCCAACUCAACUAUCCACAGAGUGUCCAUGACUAUGCCCAAGAGAGGUGGGGAUCAGGAUGGUGACAAACAGUUCAGUAAGUGUGCAACCACUAGAACGUCAAGUGCCUCAUCCUAUGCCUUGGUACAUGAAAGUUUGGGGAAUUCCUCAGGCUUGCCUUCCAUGCUUACUGUGGCACAAGUGAUGGCUGCGCUCCGUCAUGAGGGCCAUCUGCCAGCCUCCCACAUCACACUCACUCUCACUAAUCGCAGAGAAAAUACUAGAGAAGGUGAAAGUGGGCGGGAAGCUGUACUGUUGUGCACCGAGCCACUACCAUCAACUUUACACGUCUUCACCAGCCAAGGUGGCCUCUCGCUUCUUGCCCAGCACAUGUCACUACUCUAUCCUGACAUGGGCCAGCAGCAGCCUAGUAAUGCAACAUGUGUACGGGGCAGCAAUGGAGACAAAGGAGAGAUAGUGGUGGAGAACGAUUGGGUCAGUGUUGAGAUGAAUGAUUAUGAGUCAGUGAAUAUGUUGGACUACCUGGUGAUGGGAGGUGGUAGUACUGGGUCUCCUGGGCCAGUUGGUGGAGGCACAGUUAGUCUCCUUACCCUGCCCUCCAUCCCACCACAUGCCUUGGGAGCCUUCACUCUCUUUCUGCGUCUCCCAGGAUAUGCAGAGACGCUCUUAAAAGAUACCCACAAAGCAUGUUGCCUCCUCAGACUAGCAUUGGGUGUCACCGACGAUGGCGAUGGUGGGGAUAUUGUAGGGUCAGGUGUGGGCGGCUCGCUGGCCACGAUGCCCUUCCAAGUGCUGGAGAGUCUGCUGGAAGCCACGCCUCUCACUACGGAUGAUGGAGUGUUGCUGCGACGCAUGUGUUUGGAGUCUGGAGCUUUGCAUCUCAUCCUAGCAUGUCUAGCUGCUUUGUCACACCAAGAUACACCUGAAGUUGUCUCCUCUCUCUACCAUCAGAAUGUGCCCAUUGGCCUUGUUGUAGCAACCACAAGAGCCACGUGUGUGGACACUCGAGAUUCCAUUGGCAUCCACAGAGGAGAAGGGGACAGGUGUCACUACUGGGCCAAAGGCACCGGAUUUGGCACUGGCAGCACUACUCAGAGCUGGGACGUAGAGCAAGCACUCGUGAGGCAGAAGGUGGAGGAGGAACACGUGGUGUGGCUCGUGCGCCUUCUUGCAAAAUACAUAAAUCCAGGUGAUGUCUUGCCCCCUGACCUGCAACAACAAACAAAUGGAGGCACAUCAGGUGGCAGUUUUGAUUCCCAGAAUGAAACUGGAUCCUCAGAGCCCCACAGAAAGGUCCUAAUCUUACCUCCAUUGUCAUCACCACCACAUGCUCCACCUGCUCUCCCAUCAGCUCUCCUGCAUCUCUUCCAGAACUCAGGACUUAUAACUACAAUAGCUUCCAAUCUUAGCAAUGAUUCUGUGUUGGAUAUGUCUCGUCAUGUGCCCCUUUAUCGAGCUCUCUUGGCACUAGUACGUGGCUUAUCAGUUACUUCUAGUCUAGCCCCGCUGCUCAUGACUCAACAACAUUCUGCCCCAACGAAUGGAGGGAACGAUACUACGGCUCUGCCCUGCAUUCCAGCACUUCUGGAAAGGAUGAAAAGCACUGUAAAUACAUAUAUGGCAAAGCUUAGAUGGAAGUCUUCUAAAGCAGGAGGAGGAACUAAUGGCAAUGGUGGCAACAGCAUCUCUGCAGAUGAUGUUGAACAGGAGGAAGGUUUAUCUUUAAUAGUUCCUGACAUCCAGAAUACUGCUAUGGUGGUCAAGGUGUGUACAGAGCGACUACAACAGGAGCUGGAGAAGGAGGACCAACCUGAUGGGGGAGCCUCAGCCCAGCCCAUAUCAUCUCGGUCACUAAUGGAAGUAUACCUUAGUAGCCUUAAACCCAUGCAGUUUGAUACAUAUGAAAUGGUUGUUGAAGAUUCUGAAAGAGGUAUUAGGUUUGUGGUGUCGCAUCACUAUGAGGGGUCAGUCAGAGGAGCCGGAGACCUGUGCACUCCUCGCAGAAUGAAGAGAUUGGCCCAAGAGGCUGUGACUUUAUCAUCAUCGCUCCCUCUGUCGUACUCUUCCUCGGUAUUUGUUCGCACGGAUCUCGAUAGAUUAGACAUUAUGAAGGUGCUUAUAACAGGGCCGGAAGAUACCCCAUAUGCCAAUGGCUGCUUUGAGUUUGAUGGGAAGGUGUUUCCCUUCUGUCAGGUCACCUUACCUGUAAUGUUUAUCAUCUAUUUGCAGGUGUUAGUGUCAAUCCAAAGUUUAAUCUUCGUGAGUGAACCUUACUUCAAUGAACCAGGGUACGAGAGGUCGAGGGGAACACCAACUGCUAUGCAAAAUUCUCGUGAAUACGAUGCAAAUAUAAGAGCUGCGACAGUCAGAUGGGCUAUGCUCAAUCAGCUUCGUAAUCCUUCUCCCUGUUUCAAGGAGGUGAUUGACCGUCACUUUUGGCUGAAGCAUAAGGAAAUCCUUGAACAAGUUGACAGCUGGAUUACCAACAUGGAAGCUCUAAGUGAAAACAGAAGAACUGGGAAAAACAUUGCCCAUAAUACUGUAGGACUUAAGGUAAACUUCAGUUUGUUAAAGGAAGAAUUCAGAAAUGAGUCCACCCUCCGGGUCUUGGAAGGCAACCCAUUGUCCUUGAAGUCUAACAGUUCAGGCAGCAGGUCUCGGUGCUCACAGUUCCAUGACUCUCAGACACUGGAAAAAGGAGAGAGUGAUGUGCCUCAGAGGAAAGGAAAAGAAUUAAGAGGGGGACAACAGGAGGGCCAAGCUGGAGGACAGUCCGCACACGAAUGAAAAACCUCGAGAGCUAAGUUCUUUAUGAUAAAACCCCACAAAUAUAACAAGAGACAUAGCAAUCCAUAGUUCAGGAUACAAGUUAACAAGACUUGGUAGUGGUAGCAUGCUGUAGUCAAUAGCACAAUGAAGCCCAUACACCAGGGCUUGUCCACUCAAGAGAUGGUGGAAGAUGGACUUGGGGUCUUGCCCUCGGGAGAACCGCACCCAAUGACUGUGAUGUCAGAUGUCGUUCAGGCUGCUAAAGCCACAACUUGCCCAAAUACAGACAGCAAGGUAGACAGUGCAACAGUAGCCAUGGAUGGAGAUGUUUGCAAUCAUAUGAAUUAUUCUAGUUCCUCUGUCAAAGAUAGUACUCCAGACUCGCCUAGCUCGCACAACACCUCAGCAGGCAUGACUUGCUAGCAUUACGCAUUGAUGUGUUUUUUUUCUUAUAAAUCUUAAAGCCAAUCUUGCAUGAACAUUUUAGUGCACUUCUCAUUUUCAUCCAAAGUUCAGUGUUUUAGUUUACCAAGAAACAGAAACUUGGCUAAUAAACAUAGUUUUAAUGAUCUUCACCAGUGGUUGACGAGUUUUGAGUACAUUCCAUUGAUUGGUUUGAUUACUUGUCUGCUGUGAGGUGGAGUACAUGUGUGGGCUAUCCUAUGGAUGUUUAUACUUGGAAAAACUGGACGUAUUAGUGUGUGAAACCAAGAGGUGACUGUGAUUUAAUAUAGUCAAAACUCAGUGAAUUUUAUUUUUUUUCGAAAAGUUCAAAAGACCUGUCACUGGUACAUUUUGUGUACUGUGCGUUUAGGAUCUGACACAAUAGCUGACACGCACUGCAAAACAGAAAAUUUAGUGAGUCUGUCAGAACUGGAUACACAGUUAUUUAGCAAUUAUCUGCAUGACUUGUGUUUGCUAGUCAGUGUGUGAAUUGUGUUCAGUGUGACUAAUCAUAUCUUUGUUUCAUACUGUAUUGUAUUCACUAACACAUAAGAAACAUAUGGAUAUGUGCUGUACAAAUUAAUUCUUAUUGCCUACUUGUGAUGUGCAUAGUGUGUAAAGUGGGGGCAUGAAUGAGUGUACGGUGGUUGUGCGCCCUUCACUGUAAACAUUGCUGUGGGUGCAGAUAGAAAUCACAGGUGUUGAAAACAUUGCCUUCUGAGUGUGACUUGUAGAAUGUGAUGAUUUGAUUUGUUUAUAAUUUCUUGUCUAGCUCUCAGGUACUGUAUAUUUAUCAUGCCUUUAUUAAGUGGUCAUCGGUUGGACUGCGGCAUGAGUGCUAACAAGAUGAUCAUCUUUGCAUAUCGUGAUCUAUAGGGAGAAUUUGUAAAUGAUUCUUAUCCACUUGGUAUAGCUUAUAAUAGUUUUGUAAAUAUAUAUAUAAAUGUCAACAGUAAUUUAGCAAAAGUAAAAUAGUACAUUAUGUACAAUUUUUUUUUUUUUUUAUAUAAAAAAAUUACCUUAAUGUCAUCACACCAUCAAAAAUGCCAUUGAAUAUGGUUAAUUGUUAAAUAAUUGACAUGAGUAAGUUUUGUUUCUCAUUUCAUGACUUCCUAUAUAGUUUUUCUGGACUGUUUUGCAUUAUAUAAGUACAGUGACUAAUUCUAAAACAUGAUUCUUAAUAUAUUUCUGAAAUGUAUCCUGUUUAUUUCAUAGAAACUUUUUUUACAUAAGUAUUCUUGGCACUACCAAGACUAUUAAUGUUGGCAGAUUAUACUACCAAAGAUGAUUUAUCAUUAUUGUUACUAUCAUCCCUACCCAUACAUAGUCAAUGCUAAUACUCUUGCAUAGUUCUCAAAGUAUUUUUUAGUUAGAUGCCAAGAGAGCAUGCAUCUUGGGUCAUUUCUGUGUAAAACACAAAGUCUCAGAAGUCUUUAACAGUCAAGAGAAAUGAAUGAUGUAAGAGUAUAGUUGGGAAUGAAGAAAAGUUGUAAAAUAAUUCUAUGAAAAUAUAUAUUCUCUAUAUUACGUAUAA
Cherax quadricarinatus is the source of this 16803-nucleotide messenger RNA. Lineage: Eukaryota; Metazoa; Arthropoda; Malacostraca; Decapoda; Parastacidae. The record is from RefSeq and is a predicted model, not a curated record.